Molecule: messenger RNA, 474 nt
Organism: Haliotis rubra (blacklip abalone)
Lineage: Eukaryota; Metazoa; Mollusca; Gastropoda; Lepetellida; Haliotidae
Product: D-dopachrome decarboxylase-like
Exons: 4
Coding region: 133-474 (113 amino acids)
Molecular function (GO): phenylpyruvate tautomerase activity
Source: RefSeq, a predicted model, not a curated record
UGGAAGCAGACGUGUUUCAACCCGACAGCCUGUCCUGUCAUUUAUCGUUACUAUGGACAUGACGUUGAAAAAUCCCCAACAAGGGACAAUAAGUGACAGGCGCCCUCCCUCGGCCAGCGGUCCAGCCCCACCAUGCCGCUCUGUCUGAUGUACACCAACCUGAAGGACAGCGAGGUCCCUGGAGGUCUGGAGGUCACUCUAGCGGAGACCAUAGCCAAGACCCUUGGGAAACCUAUGCAGAAAAUGACAGUCACUGUUCAGACCGGACUGCGCAUGUACCGCCUGGAGAGCAGGGCCCCGGCUUGCUUCCUUCAGAUCCACUCAAUAGACGUGUUUGACAAAGACAGGAACUCAGCCUACACCAAGCCUAUCAUAGACUUCCUCAAGAAUGCCUUGAACAUUGAAGGAAAUAGAAUUGUUAUCCAGUACCUGCCAAUCCAUCUUCACGACGUGGGGCUGGAAAAGCCCUACUAA